AUGAAUCUAUUCUCUAAAACUGGAAUAAAUACUGAUAAUAUAAAUUUAUGUGAAUCAUAUUAUUCAAAAAAUGCGAAUAAAAAUAACAACGAUGAUAUAAUUAGUAGUAUGGAUUUAUCGGAUAAUAACACGAUAAAAAAAUAUAAUAGGUUUGGAAGGGGGUAUAAAAAUAAUAUUAGUGAUGGUGAUAUACACUCAGAAAAUGGAUAUUAUUCUAAUGACAAUCUUUAUAAUUCCGUGAAAAAUUUUUAUAAUAAUCUUUCUAACAAAAAUAAGGAAGGUAUAGAAAAUAUAGAGAGUAAUUAUUUCGAAUAUUUAAAUAAAAAUGAAUACAAUGGUGAUAAUUAUGAUAACUUCCCAGUAGAAGAAUAUAUAAGUAAUAUUAAAAAAAAGGACAUACCGGGUUUUAAGCAAUAUUUAAAGAAAUUCAUAAACAACUCAAUGAAUAAUGAUGAAGAAAGAAUUAGAAUAAAAAAGGAAAAAAUAUAUGAAAAAAUACCCAUAACAAAUAAUGAUUACAUGGAAAAUGAAUAUUUGAAGAACAUUAAUGAAAAUAAUAUUAAUGAUGCUAUACUUAAAUAUAAUAGUUUAAUUAAUUCUUCUAAUUUUUUGGAACCUUUUAAUGAUGGAGAAUAUCGAAAUGACUAUGAUAAUUUUGACUUAUUUGGAAUUAAUAAAACACAGAUGCCUUUAAAUAAUAUGGAUUUAUUUGAAAAUGAGAAAGAUGGAGAAAUAUAUAUAGAGGAAGAUUACGAAGAGUUAGAGAGGGAAACAAAACCAAAAAGAGGAAGGCGAAAAAAAAAUACAAAACCAACUAAAUCAAAAAGUAGAAAAAGUCAAAGCUUUAUAGAUGAUCAAAUAGCUGAUGAAAGUUGGAAAAAAUCCAAUAGUAAUGAAUCUAAAUUUAUAGAAGAUGAAGAAUCUAUUAUGAAAAGAAAAAGUAUAUUAGAAGAUACAAGGGAAAAUUAUAUACACAACGAAGAAAAUGAAGAUUUGGAAUAUAACGAAAAAAAUUAUUACUAUAAAAAAUAUUUAAUAAAUAAUAUAUUUUCUAAUAUAUCAAAAAUUGUAUCCAAUAAUAAUAAUGAAGAAAUAUAUGAAGAAAAUGAUGACGGAAUAACAAAUUUUAUUUCGUCAAAAAACAUGAAUCGCAAUAAUGAAGAAGUUUUAGAAGUAUUCCCUUCUCACCAAAAUUUGAACGUUUUACAGAAUUUUGAAAAUAGUUAUAAACAAAAUGUAGGCAGCGAUAAUGCUAGAUAUAACAAAAAAUACUAUUCUAUCAAAGAAGAAAAUAAUCCAGAUAGUAAUAGUAGUAAUAAUGGAAAUAAUAUCCGUGAUAAUUAUAAUAACUACACUAACUACAAUGAUAGAUACAAUAAUACAUCGAAAAAUCCAAUGAGAAAGAAUUCCAAAAAUUUUUCAGAUGAUAAUAAAAAUGAAUAUAAUAAUAUUAAAAAUUAUUAUGAGUAUAAGAAAUGUUUUGAUAAAAUAAACGAAAAUCUUUGUGUCGAUUCUGAUGUUAAUAGUACUAAAAAAUCGAAUUACUUACAUGCCCCAAGUAUUACUACUUCUAUUUCUAAAACCCGAACAAACACAAAUAAUACCAUUAACGAUGAUUUGAAUAACAAUAUAAGUAACGAAUAUAUUUUAAACGGAAAACAUGGUUAUAAUAAACAUGAGAAAAUUUUAAGUAGCUAUAUGUGUGACAAACAUAUUAAUUCAAGUGAUAUAAAUAAUUUUCGUAAUAAUAAUCAUUAUUUAAAUAUAAGAACAAAUAGUAAUGAACUGAUUAGUAAUAAAGAAGAUGUAGAAAAUUAUUAUUCAAUGAUGCAACAUAUUUCCAAAAAAGGUAAUCAGUAUGCAUCAGAUAGUGAUGAUAAUUCCAAUAAUCUUCCCAAAAAUAUACAAAUAAAUUCUUUUUAUAACAAAUUAAAUCAUGAUAAUAAUGGUCGUAAUACAAUUAAUAAUAAACCAGAACAUUUUUACAACUAUAUGUUUGAAAAUAGUUCUAGCAAUACUAAUAAUUUUGAUAAUAUAAAUUCUGAUACCAAUAUAAACGGCACAAUUAAAGAUAGUAACAUGGAUAGUACCAUCGAAAAUAAUGUAAAUAAUAAUCUCAAUAAUAAAUUUAGUAAUAAUUAUUUUCUAGGAACAAAUAUGGGUAAUAAAAACGGCCAAAAUAAUACCUGUAAUUAUCCACACCAUGAAAUACAAUCAGCCGAAAAAAAUAUAAUAAGAAACAGCCAGAUUUGUGAUACCCACUAUAAUAUUCUUAAUAAUUACAGUAAAACUCAUAAUUGUGAUAUAAAUAUGAAGCAUUCAAAUGGGCCGAAUGAAAAAGUUUAUUCAUGCCGUAGAGGUGACGAAGAAAUUAUCAAAAAAAACAACCCCUCUCUAUGUAAAAUAUGGGAGGAAGAAGAGGAAGAGCCUCAACAAGGCGAGGACGAAAUGAACGAAGAGCGUGAAAACGGUACUGAUCACUAUAAUAAUAUGCAUAUUUCCAGUAGGCGUAGCAAAUGUAUACAUAACAUUAACAUGCAUAGUAGAAAAGGAUCACAUAUGAAUGGAGGAAGUUUACCACUUCCUUUUUUAAAGUAUGAAAACAUGAAUAGUAAAAUCAUGGGGAAUAAAUCCAUUAGUAUCCCCAAGAUUCAUAAUCUGAACAAUACACACAAACAUCACCACUAUAUUAUAAACAAUCAAAACAAUGAGAGCAUAUAUCCCAAUUAUAGCGACAAAAAUAAUAUAAGUUCAAACUUUUCGAACGAUGAAAAAAGUUUUGAAAAAAAAAAAAAAAAUGAAAAUAACAUUUUACAAAAUAUGGGUAUGCACAUUUUAAAAAACAAUGACAUUAACAUUGAAGAUGAUAGUGGUGAUAAUAUUAGCAGCAAUAAUUUUGGGGAUAAUUACCUUAAUGAGGAAAGUGAAAAUAAUUUAAUAAAAAAUCGUUUGGAUACACACUCAAAGGAUAAUUAUAUUGACAAAAAAUUACAAUUAAUAUUAGAAGAAAAAAAAACAAAUAGGGACAUUGAAAAUCAAUUAAUUUCGAUGCCAAGUAAUAAUAUAUACAAUAUUAGGAAUAAAAAAAACGAGGGGGAAUACGAUUAUUAUAUGAAUAAUUCAGAUACCGAAAAAAUAAAUUUUAAAAAUACUAUUGAAAAUUAUAAUUAUUCGAACGAAAUCGCUAGAGGAAGGGCACUUGAGUCCAUACCUUCCGGGGUCGCAUUACCAUUACCGAAUGGCUGGAUAAAUAAACAAAAAUUAAGUGUAAGUAAAAAGAUUGAAAUUGUCAAAAAAAAUGAAAAUAAUAACGACCGAAAAGUUAUUCGCAAUUUAUCAAAUAUUGUCCCCAAUAAAUACUUUGAAUAUUUUAACAAUUCCUUUUUGCAAAAAAAUAAUAAUUUUUGUUUGCAUCAUCUAAAGUUGUUUAAUUUAAAUAAAUUGAAUGAAAAUAAAAAAUUAAAAGAACAAAAUUUAUUAAAUAUAAAUAAUAAUAAUUAUAAUAGCAUUGUAAGUCAUAUAAACAAAAAUAUAUGUGAAAAUAAAAGGAACACACUCGAUAAUAGACGAAAUAAUAUCAAAAAUAUUAGUAGUGACGAUAAUAAUGACGAAAGUCAAUCCAUUAAUUUAAAAAAAAAAAUUAAUAAAAUAAAUAGCGAUAAAUAUUAUAAUUUUAUUGCCAGUUUUAAAAGACCAGAAUAUGUGUGUGAUAAACAUAAAAUGAUGCUCGAGAAUCUUAAUAAAAAUGCUUUCAAUAAGCACGAACUUAAUAUGCCAACAGAAAUAAAUCGAUACAAUCAUCCUGAUGAGUAUAUUGUGAAUGAAAAUAAAAUAAAUAAUUUGGAGUCAGAAGAGAAAUUAAUGCCAAAUAUAAGAAAUGAAGAAUAUUUUUAUAAUUAUGAUUUAAGUAAUGAAGAAGAUGAACAAAAUGAAUAUGAAAAUGAUAUUGACAAUAGUUAUAUUGGUGGAAUGAGAAAGAGAAAUAAAAAUGAGCACUUUCAAGAUCACAACAUUUUUAACAGAACAUUUGUAUUGCCAAAAAGGAAAAUUAUACAUUCGGAUUUAGUUCAUCAUUUUAAUAAAAAUAAAUUAGAAGAAAUGCAUGAAGAAAAUAGUAAAUAUUAUAUGUACAAUAAAUAUAAUUUAAAUAAAAAUAGAGGACGAAAAAAAAGCAUUUCUCCAGUUGCAAAUAAUUAUGAAUGCAAUAUCAAAAAUGAAUAUGAUGACAACAAUAUAAAACCAAAUUCAGGAAAUGAAGACAAAAUUGGUAAUACUGAGGAUAAUAAUAACGAAAAUAUUAAAAUUGAAAAUAACAAUAAAUAUUAUGAUGAUAAUUAUUAUAAUACAGAUGAUAAUGAAGAAGAAGAGUAUAAUGAUAGUUCUCUUUGCAAUCAAAAUGAAUUGAAAAAAAUAUCUCAAAUUGAAAAUAUAAUAUCUAGAAAGAUGAGAUCAAAAAAAAAUCGUGAUCCUAACAAUCCUAUGAAUGAAUCAUAUGAUGAUGAUGAAAGUGAGUUAUAUAAUAAUAUUGAAUUUGAUCGAAUUAAAAUUGAUAAUAUUCUUGCUGGUACAAUAAAUUUAGAAGAUAAAAAUGAAAAUUUAAUUAAUAAUAUACUAGAAUUGGAAAGACGAAAAUAUACAAUUAACUGUAUUAUAGACACAUUACGAAAGGACAAUAAUACUGAAAAUAUGAUAGAUAGCAAAAAAGAGUUGAAAAAUAGAAUUAAUCCAAGCAUUUAUGAAUUAUAUUCAGAUAAAUAUAAUUAUAAUAUAUAUAAUACAAAAAUGUGUGUAAAUUAUUUUCUAGAUGAAAAAUUGCAUUCACCUGAAAAUAAAGAAUUUAUACAACAAUUCUUUGUUGAAAAAACUACUAAAAAUGUUUAUUUUGUACAAGUGUUUAAAAAUAAAAAUAAGGGUCAAAAGAAUAAUAAAGACAGUCCUCGUAUGAGUGCCAAAGUGGGCAAUAACAGUGAAAUUCAUAAUAAUAAUUUUGAAAAUAAAAAUAUGACCAUUAACCAAGUUUACAGUGAGGAAAAAACUCCAGUAUUGCAGCAUUCAAACAAAAUAUUCGAAGAAAAAUACAAUAGUUUUGUUAAAAAUAAAUUAAAUGAAAAAAGUUUUAGUACAUUUCCAUCAAAUACAUGUUCUGAGGAUACAAAAAAUCCAAGUGUCGAUUUCUCAGAAAUGAUGGAUAAAAAUGAAGAUGAAGAGAAACAAGACGAGAAUUAUACAAACUCUGGCAUAGAAGAUAAUCAUACUGAUCAAGAAAAAGUAAAAGAGGAUGAUAGAAAUGAGGAUAAGAUAAAUGAAAACAAUAAUACUCCAAGCAAAGCUGAAUAUUUUAAUUACCAAUUAGGGCUGCUAAUAGACAAAUUUUAUAAAUUUAGCAAAAAUAAUCGUGAAAUGGAUAAAAAAGAAACCGAAGAAGAUGAAAAAAAGAAGACACCUCGAAAUGAAAAUGAUCAAAAUUUCUUCGAUGAAUAUAAAAUGUAUAUUGAACAAAAUAAACAAAUCGAAAAAAAUGAGGUAAACUAUCUCGAAAUCAAAGAUACACAAAAAAUUCAAAUGAAUCGAGAUAGGCACAAUAUUGAAGGAGAAAAGGUCGAAAAUAAAAAUAUAUUGAAUCAAGAAACAAUAGUACGAAAUCUUGGAGAACCAAACGAAUUUGAAAUGAUUCAAACUAAUAAACAAAAAAAAGAUGAUGAGAAUUAUGAGAAAAAUAAUUUUUCUUUAGAAGGAAAAUUAAAUAUAAAUCCAAAAAUAGGAGAACUAGAUGAACUAGACGAAAUAGAUGAAAUAGAGGAUAUUAGAGAAUAUAAAAGGGAACUAAACGACGAUAAUAUAGAAAUUGAAAAAAAUAAAUUACAAGAUUUGUCUAUACAACCAAAUUUAUAUGGUAUAAUAAGAAAUGAAACAAAUUAUAUGCUUUUUGAGGAUGAAGGAGUUGAUGAUGAUGAUGAUGACGAUGAUGAAGAAGAAGAAGAGGAGGAAGAAGAAGAAGAAUAUGAUGAUGAUGAGGAGGAGGAAGAGGAAGACGACGAAGAAGAGGACGAAAAUAAUACAAUAAUAGAAGAAAUAAACAAUAUAGAGGAAUAUAACAAAAUUAAUGAUAACGAUCAAACUAAAAAAAAUAGUAUUGAGCAAGAGCAUACUUUGAAAACUGAAAAUAAUACGGAUUAUGAUAAAUACAGUAUAAACAUAAUUGAUGAUAAGAAUAUUGUUGAGGAGACAAUGAAAAGUGACAUUAACAAACAAAAUAUACCAUUUUGUGAUAGAAAUCAUAUUUUUUUAAAAAAAGAAGAUAAUAUUACAGAAAUAAAAGAAGACAAUGGUGAAUUCAAAAAUAAUGCAGAUAUAAAUAUUAGUAAUUUAGAAGAAGAUAAAAGAAAAAUGGAAGAAUUUGUAAAUAGUUUUCAAGAAAAUCAAAAUAAAAUGAUGAACGAUAUAAAAAUUAAAACUGAAAAUGAAUUUGAAUAUUCUGAAAAUAGCAAUCUGAGUUAUAAAGAUAAACAUUAUUAUAAUGAAUAUGCACCCAAUUUUGAUAAAUUUGAAAAAACUCAUGAAUUAAAUACUUACAGAAAUGAAACUAGCUUAGUAAAUUAUAAAAAUGAAGAAAAUAAUGACAUAAAAAAUACACAAAAUAAUAAUAAUACUGAAAAUGGUAAUUUCAAAGAUAAUGGGAAUAUAUGUCAUAAUAAUAACUAUGUUGAUGUUAACCAAAACAAUCAAAUAAAUCAUGAAAAUAAAAGCACAGAAUUGGAUAUUAAAAACUUACUCAAUAGUGAUAAUAAUUUAUUUAAAAGCAUAAACGGAAAAAAUAUAUUUAUAAAAGAUAUGGUAAAUGAAAAUAGUCAAUAUGCACAUGAUUAUUGUGAUAUUGAAGAUAAUGUAAAAUAUAAAAUGUUAGAUCAAUCAAAAAAAGAUAAAAUAGAGAUAAUAAAAACUAAAAUAAAAAAAAACAAAAAAUUAACCAAAGACGAUUUCAAAUUGUUAUCUGAAGUAUUACAUCAUAAAUUCUUAUUAAAUGAAAUAAGUGCUAUUGGUAAUUACAAAGUAAAUUGUAAAAAUUCCUAUGGUAUAUUGGAGCUCGAAGAAUAUAAAUUACAAAAAGAAACACAAGGUAUGACUUGUGAUUGUUUAUCAAUUGGAUUAACAACAUACGAAAAAGAGUUUUUACAUGAGUUUCAACUGUUUAUGCCUGAUGUAAAUAUUAUGGAUGAUAAAAAUAUUUUAUAUAUAUUGAGGCAUUCAAAAGAUGAGAAAAAAUGUGUUUUUAUGCCCUUUUUAGAGGAAAACAAAACUGCCUUGUAA
Molecule: messenger RNA, 7308 nt
Organism: Plasmodium vinckei vinckei
Lineage: Eukaryota; Apicomplexa; Aconoidasida; Haemosporida; Plasmodiidae
Product: conserved Plasmodium protein, unknown function
Exons: 1
Coding region: 1-7308 (2435 amino acids)
Source: RefSeq, a predicted model, not a curated record